Messenger RNA from Syzygium oleosum, 2473 nucleotides. Its product is annotated as LRR receptor-like serine/threonine-protein kinase FEI 1. NCBI's taxonomy places the organism in Eukaryota, Viridiplantae, Streptophyta, Magnoliopsida, Myrtales, Myrtaceae. Gene Ontology annotation, molecular function: protein binding; ATP binding; protein kinase activity. The transcript has 14 exons. The coding region runs from base 209 to 1990 and encodes 593 amino acids. Gene Ontology annotation, biological process: protein phosphorylation. The record is from RefSeq and is a predicted model, not a curated record.
UCGCCGGCCCUCCGUCUCGCGGCUGCGGACCCCUGCAUUUCCCCGGCGGAUUCCUCCGGCAAUCGCCCCGGAUCAGCCCGAGGAUUUUAUCGUAUAUCUUUCCUUCAAGAUGGCAUCUUUGCAGUUGUAGCUAUAUGUACAAUUCAAUUAUUCUAGAGCUUGGCACAUCAGAUGAUUUGGAGUAGCUUUAUUAUGCUUGACCAGUGCCAUGAUGGGCACUUGUCAAAUGAAUCGCCAAGGAGUAUGGUUGCUUUGCCUUUUACUGCUUUACGGCUCAAUCAACAAAAGUACAGCUCUCAGCCCUGAUGGUGAGGCGCUUUUGAGCUUUAGAUCUGCAGUCGUUACUUCAGAUAACGUCCUUCUUCAGUGGAGACCGGAGGAUCCUGACCCAUGUAAAUGGAAAGGAGUGACUUGUGAUUCUGUAUCGAAGAAUGUAAUUUAUUUGAGUCUUUCUUAUCACAAAUUGAGUGGAUCCAUUUCACCUGAUCUUGGGAAGCUUGCGCACUUGAGAUAUCUAUCUCUUCAUGACAACAACUUUUAUGGGGCGAUCCCUUCUGAGUUGGGAAACUGCACAGAGUUGCAGGCAAUUUUUUUGCAGGGUAACUACUUAAGUGGUCGAAUACCCAGUGAGUUGGGAAAUCUUUCCAAUCUACGAAAUCUGGAUAUCUCAGGCAACUCUCUUAGCGGCGUAAUCCCUCCUUCUAUUGGAAAGUUGAAUAAACUUGUUACCUUCAAUGUGUCUGCUAAUUUUCUUGUUGGAGCAAUUCCAUCUGAUGGUGUGCUCAGCAACUUUCCAGAAAGCUCCUUUACAGGUAACAAGGGCCUGUGUGGAAAACAGAUCAAUGCAGCAUGUAAUGGAGGACCUUCUACGAAUUCCCAAUCUCCUGCAUCAGCCCAAAGACUAGGUGUAAAGAAGAACUCUGGCCGACUGCUUAUAAGUGCAUCUGCCACUGUGGGUGCACUGCUUUUGGUGGCCCUGAUGUGUUUCUGGGGUUGUUUUCUGUACAAGAAAUUUGGCAAAAAUGACACCAAAGGUUUUGCUAUAAAUAUCAAUGGCGGUGCAUCAGUUGUCAUGUUUCAUGGAGACUUGCCAUAUUCCUCGAAAGACAUUAUAAGAAAAUUGGAGACACUGAACGAGGAACACAUAAUAGGUUGUGGGGGUUUUGGAAUGGUGUACAGGCUUGCAAUGGAUGAUGGUAAUGUGUUUGCGUUGAAAAAAAUUGUCAAAAUAAAUGAUGGAUUUGACCGCUUCUUCGAAAGGGAGCUCGAGAUUCUCGGAAGCAUAAAACAUCGGCACUUGGUGAAUUUGAGGGGAUAUUGUAAUUCUCCUACGGCGAAAUUGCUGAUUUAUGACUUCUUACCUGGUGGUAGCCUUGAUGAAGCACUUCAUGAAAGGUCAGAGCAAUUAGACUGGGAGACGCGUUGUAAUAUCAUUGUAGGAGCAGCUAAAGGACUUGCUUAUCUGCACCAUGAUUGCUCCCCAAGAAUCAUUCACCGUGACAUAAAGUCGAGCAAUAUUUUGCUUGAUGGUAAUUUUGAGGCGCGAGUGUCUGACUUUGGGCUUGCUAAAUUAUUGGAGGAUGAGGAGUCUCACAUUACAACCAUUGUUGCUGGAACAUUUGGUUACCUAGCACCAGAGUAUAUGCAAAGUGGUAGAGCAACUGAAAAGAGUGAUGUUUAUAGUUUUGGAGUCCUGGUGCUGGAAGUACUGAGUGGAAAGCGACCGACUGAUGCUACACUAAUAGAGAAAGGCCUUAACAUUGUCGGCUGGUUAAACUUGCUCCUCCCAGAAAAUAGGCAACGAGAGAUUGUCGAUCCACAGUGUGAAGGUGUGCAGACGGAAAGUCUUGAUGCUCUGCUUGGUAUCGCAAUUCAGUGCGUCUCCUCUAGCCCAGAGGAUAGGCCAACCAUGCACAGGGUGCUCCAGUUACUUGAGUCGGAGGUCAUGACCCCUUGCCCAAGUGAUUUAUAUGAUUCCAACUCCGAUUGAAUUUCCUCAUGAGAAGACGGAUAUGUCGAGAUUCAUAUCCAUGAAUGUAAAGUUGGUGAACAAAUGAUGGAGUGAGAGGGAACUCAGGAGUCCAAGCGGUUCUCUUCUCCAAAUUGGCUUCAUUCUUUUAAGUGGAUAUGUGGACAAUCAGAAACACACUGCCACUGGGCUCCCUCGACUUCUGAGCAUUUGGUCGAGCAUUGGCAAGACUUGUGGCGUCAUUAUUUUGCACAGAUGCGGUCUGAAAUUUGUUUCUCCACGUCAACAAAAAUUCCACUUGUGGCAAGUCAUAUUCAACCCCCUGCUUUCUUUUUCAUGAUUUUUUUUUUCUUUUUUGUGAUUCCCUCGGGCAUUUAUUUUGUCAAAUUUAAGUGUAUAUGGCAUUGUAUAAGUUGAAUUUGGGUACCUGCGAGAAGGAAUCUUGUUCUUCAUGCCAUUUUUGUAAAAUAUAUUAUGAUUAACUACAGUAGUCGAUUUGUUGGA